CACAGCAAGGAGUGAGACAUGCCGGUUUUACAGAUGAAGAAACGUCAUUUUGGCCGAGAUCUCAGCAAUGGAGAAGAGGCAGUUAUGGGUUCAGAUCCUGGGGCCGAGAGAGCUCAUAGGGAACCCUUGAGAGAGGAACUAGUUGGUAUAUUAUAAUAGAGGAACUGCCCAAAGGUCAGCGGAGCUGGUGCUUAGAAGAACAUGCGGUAGAGAUUUUCAUCAAGCAAAUGGAAUACAUCACAGGACUUUGCUACCAUGGACAACUCCGCCCAGAAAGACAAACACACAGGCAGACAUCCCAGACAUGCUGACAAAAUACAGAAAGGUUUUACUGCCUCAUAUUCAACACAAUCUUCCAUUCCUUUUAAAUUGCAAACGUCAAUGAUUCCAGAAUCUGAAAAAAAAGGAUUCAGUAGUCAAGCCAAGAGAUUUUAUCAUAAGAAGGAGGAUGUCCCAGGCCCUGGGUUCUACAAUGUCAUUCACCAGUCUCCAGUAUCCAACAGUGUCUCGCUGUCCAAGAAAGGAACAUGCAUGUUCCCCUCUAUGCGUGCCCGAUUGGACACCAUCACGUCCAGAUACCCUGCAGCUAAUGCAUACACUAUCCCAUCAGAUUUUACUUCGAAGAAGGACUUCAGUAAUUCCUGUUCCAGCAUGUUCCAGUUGCCAAGCUUCAUGAAAGUUCUCAAACUUGAAACUCCUGCACCAAACUAUUACAAUGCCUCCGUCUCGUGCUGCAAGCAGAGGAACAACGUCUGUGCCCGGGCCGGGUUUAUGUCCAAGACUCAGAGAGGAUUUUUCACUGUUACUGAGAAAGGACCUGCCCCAGGGCAUUAUAAUGUCAACGAAUCCCUUGUGAAGCAGUCGCCAAAGAUAUUAAUGUCUUGUUUUAAAUCAAAAACCGACCGUGGAUUCAAACUGACGUCAACAGGCCCGGGACCUGGUUAUUACAACCCCAGUGAUCGCACGAAAGCUCCGAAAAAGACUCUUUUUCCGAAAAACCCCAUGCUGAACUUCUCUGCCCAGCCUCUGCCUCUGCCCCCAAAGCCGCCUCUCCCAGGACCGGGUCAGUACGAGAUCGUGGACUACACAGGACCCCCCAAGCACUUCAUCUCCAGUGCAUCGUUUGUGUCCAACACCAGCCGGUGGACGGUGGUGUCAGCCCAGCCAGGUCUGCCUGGCCCAGCUACGUACAAGCCAGAGUUCCCGGGAAAGCAGUCCUUCCUCUACAAUGAGGACAACAAGUGGAUCCCAGUGUUGUAG
Carlito syrichta (Philippine tarsier) is the source of this 1260-nucleotide messenger RNA. RefSeq names its product sperm tail PG-rich repeat containing 1 (gene STPG1). Bases 256 to 1260 code for a protein of 334 amino acids. The record is from RefSeq and is a predicted model, not a curated record. Gene Ontology annotation, biological process: positive regulation of mitochondrial membrane permeability involved in apoptotic process. NCBI's taxonomy places the organism in Eukaryota, Metazoa, Chordata, Mammalia, Primates, Tarsiidae. The transcript has 9 exons.